Molecule: messenger RNA, 1914 nt
Organism: Lingula anatina
Lineage: Eukaryota; Metazoa; Brachiopoda; Lingulata; Lingulida; Lingulidae
Product: THO complex subunit 6 homolog
Biological process (GO): mRNA export from nucleus
Cellular component (GO): THO complex; transcription export complex
Molecular function (GO): protein binding
Source: RefSeq, a predicted model, not a curated record
UAAUCAUGGCGGGUACUUUGCAGUUUCGAGACCACGAUGGUGCCCAGGAAGCCAUUAGGAAGCAGCUCCACACCACAAUCUUCAGCCAAGCUUUUUCUCCUGGUGGCAAGUACCUGGCUGUAGGCACUAGUUUUGGUGAAAUAGCAGUUUUCAACAUAUCAGCUAGCUUAAGCAGGAACAGCAAUGAAGAAGACAUGAAACCUACUUUUUUAUUUAAAGCAACUGAUGGCCCUAUAUACUGUUUAACUACAACAGACAAAUUUCUUAUAAGUGCUGGAACAGGUGAUGUUAUAGCCUGGAACUGGGUAGAUGUAUUGAGGAAGACUCCCAAAGUGGCCUGGUCUUUGCCCAUCCCCACUAACAGGUAUGGUCUAAGCAACCCAGAGGUCAAUUCACUGGCCAUUGAGUCCAAGGAUGGUGGCAAAAGGCUGUUUGCUGGAUGUGGGGACAACAACACGUACAUAUGGGACUUGGAGUCUGGGAGUUUAGUUCAAACACUAGCUGGCCACACAGACUAUGUCCAUAGUGUAGCCCUGAAGAGCCUGAGUGACCAGUGUGUGACUGGCUCUGAAGAUGGCACAGUGAGGCUGUGGGACCUGCGGACUCCACAAGAACCAGUUGCAGUAAUUGAACCUUAUUCUGAAGUGACAUGUGCCAGGUCAGAGUAUGGGCGCUGGAUAGGUUGUGUAGCUGUGGACCCCACAGAUGAUUGGUUGGUGUGUGGAGGGGGCCCCAAGUUGUCCCUGUGGCACCUGCGGACAUUUGCAGUCACCACAGUAUUUGACACACCGGGGGCUUGCCAGCAAUAUACAAGUUUUUUUGAGGACACUAUUAUAUCUGCUGGAUCUGAGCCAUAUGUAAACCACUGGUACAUCAAUGGAGACAGGAGAUCCAGGGUGCCUUGUACUCCCACCAGUGUCUGCAAUGUAACCAUCAAUAGUGAGGCAGAGAAUAACAAGGUUCUCAGCGUGGUUGGUAGCAGUGCUAAAGUGGACUUGUGUACAAACUUUGGAUAUAAAGCCUUAUCAUUAACAGUCUGCUAACACCUGCAGCCUCACAGGAGAAAUGUGCAUAGAACAUCUCAGUAAGCUAGCCACCACAGCCUGGAUAACCAGGGGCAAACACUGCCUGGAUAACCCACUGGCAGGACAGGCACAGCCAGGAUAACCCGCAGGGGCAGGCACUGCCUGGAUAACCCACUGGCAGGACAGGCAGAGCCUGGAUAACCUGCAGGGGCAGUCUUGUGCCUGGAUAACCCAUGGUGAUGUGAAGGCAGAGGCACAACUUUCACACUCAUUGGAUAUCAUUUAUUGGAUGUUCAAAAGCCUGUGAAAGUUAUGGGAUGGCAUUCCUCCUUUUUAAAACACUUAUGUUUGUCAUCCCUCUAAAAGGGCUGGAGUCAGUUCAAACACAUCUCCUUGAGGCAUUCUUCCUGGCCAUGAAGUUGGGCAGCAGGAAGACACUAGACUACCUGGGACUAUGGAGAUCUUUACUAAGUUUACAGAGAUUGUCAAUUUGACACAUGUAAUAAGUUUUAAGCAACAUCAUUUAUAAAUAAUGCAAAUUUUGAAGAUAAUGAAUGUCAGUAUUACUAAUAUAAGAUACAAAUGGGACACUGGCAAUGUCAACAGUGAAGACAUGGCCAGAUAGUUAUGCUGCCAGUGAGGUCAAAUAAUUUAACUACAGAAAUUAAGAAAAAUAUUAUUUCUAUGACACAUCUUGAAAGAGAUGUUGUGCUUUCAUCAGUGUUAAUAUGAUCAGUUCAAAUAUCAAGUUGUGAUACCCACAGCACCAGAGGAACACUGUGUACUGACCUGUUAUGAAAUAGUACAGGGACCUUGUGCGUAAUAAUUUACUACAUUACUAUGUCUUUAAGUGGUAUUAUUAGAUAAAUAAAAUAUCAUUCUAGAAGUA